AUGAUUUCUUUUGCUUCGCUGAGCUCGGAGCCUCUCGUUUUCGAACCCAUUAGCAGCGUUAGUAGUGUUUACUACGACCCUGCCAAUGGUCAGGUAAUGAUCUGUGACAAAGGGGAAGUUCUCUCAAUUAAAUUUGAUCCCAGCUGCACUGUUCUUAGUCUACAACGAAAACGAAAUUGCGUUGAUUUUAUAAACUUUGAGAAUAGUCGUCCAGAAGACAAUGAAUACUCGCAAACUUGUAGGAUUUUACCCGAUAGUCACUUUGUUCGCGCUCUCAAGCAUGGAAUUGUUCAAACAAAUUGGUAUGCAUGGGAUCCCCUCAACAAAAUCCUUCUUCUCUCAACUGGGGAUUUGGGAAAUCGUUUUCAUGUGACAUCUUUUGCAAAUGGCUCCGUAACAAAAUGUUCCAGUUUUGAGGUACCCGAAGCGGAGAUUCUUUCUCCGUCUUCGGCUUCACCGUCAACGGUUUCUGAUGACUUGAAGAAACUUCAACAAAAGAAUUGUCUUUUGGCUAAUCUCUAUGGCCAGCUCUACGCUUGUAUCCUCUCUCGUAGUUUGGAGGGUGGGGUUCAACUCGUGCUUUACCAAUUGAUGCGGCGGGGUUCGGUAAGACGUCGGCACAUCUUAGUAGUUCCUGAGGUGGGUCGGAUCGCGGUGAGUUUUGUGCGCAAUUUGGUUCUUGUCCAUCACCAGCAUUCGCGCACAUCUCUCGCCUAUGACAUCGCUUCUGCUGAUGAUGAGGAGUUCGAUGAUUGCAUCGGUCCUCGAUAUCAUUAUCCCCUUCUCCCACCCGUCUCACUGGCAGAGGUGAGCAUUCCCUGCAAAAAUGUUCCAGCUCUCUCUCUUGAACCAGGAACCGAGUUCAACACACCUCUGUGUAUCCUUUAUAUUGUUCCAUUGAAGGUGGAUCUAAUUGAUGGAAACUCCUCCUCUUGGAUAAUCAUCCCACCUAACGUCGUCAUUGACGGUAGCUUGGGUUGCUUAUGGACUGUGGAUCUGAAUCUCGAAGCUUUCCCAAAGCUUAUUCCAGAUCCGGUAAGAUCAUCAUUGCCUAUUUACACUUAUUAUGAGAAGAGGGAAGACUGCCGCAUCUGCGCUGCUCUUUUUUUUGAAGCCAUGCGAGCUGGUUAUGAUAUCGCUCUGGUGGAUUGUUUGCUUAACCGACCAGGCGCUAAGCCCAUCCUGCGACACUAUUGCCAAGAAAUGGCGGAGAAACUUAUAAAUACAUUUUUGAAAUCGUCUUCUGAAGGGGAUGGAGAAAACUCCUUUGUCCAACAAUUAGGGAUCGUCUCUCACCUUCUGUCUCGUCUCGCUGCUGUGCAGAAAGCUGCAAAGAAGGCUUCAAAAAAUUCUAGGUCCAACUACUUGCCUGAAUGUGGUGAGGAAAGAAAUCAGGUUGGUGAUUUUCUAAGUCUAACGAAUUAG
Molecule: messenger RNA, 1425 nt
Organism: Hydatigera taeniaeformis
Lineage: Eukaryota; Metazoa; Platyhelminthes; Cestoda; Cyclophyllidea; Taeniidae
Source: the annotation of a GenBank genome assembly